AUGAGAGGAGAUGGUAUACUAGUUGUAUUACUCAUUCAUUUAUCACUUGUUUUUGGGUUACAUCCGUUUUACGGACAUCAGCGAUAUCGACGGCAAAUUCUGGACGAACCUAAUCAGCAGAUAGAUUUGAAUAUUACAGUACCCUAUAUAUUCUCAGCUAGAUUAUAUACCUAUGGAGCCAACCGAGGAGAUAUACCAAUUCAUGGAAGACAAGAAAUCUACAAAUUGGAAAAUCCUAUCCAUUUCAUGGGCAAUGUCUAUGACAGUGUUUAUAUCUCUCGAGAUGGAUCAGUGGGAUUCACUGAAAAACGUCAGAAACCAUCAGCUCUUCCAGUAGAAGAACCAACAAUUGCAGUUUUCUGGCAACCUGCCACCCUCGGAAAUGUUUGGUAUCGCGAGACUUCCGAUGUCAACAUUAUGAAUCUGGCUCACAACGAAGUCAAUAUUCAAUACAGAUACGGUUCCCAGUUUCGUGUUAGAUCAGUGGUUCUAAUCACGUGGGAAGGGGUAAAGGAUCCGAUCGUACCAGAAUCAGAAGGAAACACAUUCCAAUUGGCACUUAUUAUUGGAGACUCGAUGACAUUUGCCCAUUUCAUCUACAGUAAACUAAAUUAUAAUACGAAUGCAAUCGCUGGAUUUUCAACUGGACAAUCCUCAUAUUCUCUUCCUGAUUCAGCAACUCAUGAUGCGAUUCUUCUUUCCGAAAAAUCAGAUAUUGGAAUUCCAGGAGAAUGGUUGUUCAGGGUAGAUGGCAAUCAAAUAUAUCUAUGUGGAGCAGGAUUCAAAGGAUUGGAAUGCAUUGAAAGUUGUGCUCCAUCCCAAUGGUUCAAUGAUUGUUCGAAGAGUUGUCACUGUGAUGGAGGAGAUUCAUGUGAUCAGGAAAACGGAAGAUGUCCAAAUGGAAAAUGCUCUCCUGGGUGGACUAGUGAACCGAUUUGUGAUGAAGAUCUGGAUGAAUGCGAAAUGGGAAUUGAUAAUUGUCCAAACGAACAACCUGAUUGUCUGAAUACACCUGGAAGCUUUCUGUGUUUAUGUUUCGAAUACGAUGAAGAAAAACAAAAAUGUAAAAAUUCGAAGCCAGCUCCACCAAGUGCUCCAAUUCCUGUUGAUGUUAUACCAAUGCAUCCAACCUUCACAAGGAAGCCAGCUCCUGCAAAAGUUACAGUGUCUCCACGAAACCGUUUCAAAUCAACCACCGCUAGAACUACACAAGCAAUCACGACGCAUUCAUCUACAGAAAUUCCUACAACGACGAGAGAAAAAACUAUGUCAACUCCACUGCUCACAACUGAAGUUGUCACCAGAACAACUACAACUCCUACAGUAGUGACAACACCUUCCGCUUGCUCCAGAUGUGAUCAGAAUGCAAAAUGUUCUAAUGGAAUCUGCGCAUGUUCUAAAGGAUUCACAGGAGAUGGCUUCAGAUGUUACGAUGUGGACGAAUGCCAAAUCCCAGAAGAUGUCUGUGGAGAUCACUCGAUUUGUUCGAAUACAAUCGGAAAUUUUGAAUGCACUUGCCAUGGCGGAUAUCGGUUUGAAGAGGGAAAGUGUCAAGAUGUGGACGAAUGCCGUGAGUCUCCAAAAAUCUGUGGGGAUCCAAACAAAGGAACAAGAUGUAUAAAUAAGGAUGGAUCAUUCGAAUGUCUAUGUAAAGAUGGAUAUGAAGGAGAUCCAUCUUCAGAAUGCAGAGACGUCGACGAAUGUAAAAAUGGAGAUGCAUGCGGACCGAAUUCACAAUGUACUAACACAGAAGGAGGUUAUGAAUGUGAAUGUCUUCCUGGAUUUGAAAGAAUAGCUGAAGGAGCUCACUGUACAGAUAGAGAUGAAUGUGCUGUGGAACCAUGUCACCCAGCUGCUACUUGUAGUAAUACUAGAGGAUCUUAUAAGUGUGAAUGCAUCGAUGGAUUUGUUGGAGACGGAAAAACGUGCCAUGAGACCAUCCUCUACCCGAUUUCCAAUGAUUCGACAGUGAUUCCGAGGUCAUGGGAUUCAAAUACUGCAAUUCCACUUGCCAAAGAAAUCACUAUUUUUGGAAAGAAGUAUUCCAAGAUUUAUCUCUCAACAAACGGAAUUAUAUCGUUCGAAGAGCCCUUACAAGGUCUCAUAGACCAUGCGGAUACUCUGAAAAAACCUGCGAUUUUCGCCCUCCAUGCUCAGUUCGACUAUAUUAGAGAUGGAUUGGUUGCAUACACAUAUAUCAAUGAUACUGAUGCAGUGACUCUCCCUCUUCUAAUGCGUUCUUCUAUUGGUAUUCAAACAUCGAUGGGGAUCGAAAACUUCCACACAAAACGUCUUCAUAUAUUUACUUUCGACAGAGUCAGACAAUCCGGAUCAGAAAACUUUAAUUCUUUCCAAAUAGUAUUAGCUGAAUCUGAUAAGGAUUUCACUAUUCUUUCGUUGAUUUAUGAAAAAGUACAAGCUCGAGGACCAAUGACUGGAAUUUCGACUCCUAGUCGAUUCUUAAUGCUUCCAAAUAAACGCCUGACCAGUGGAUCAAAUGUGGGACAACCUGGAAAAUGGAUGUUCCGAGUGGAUGUUGCUGAUCUUCAAACAUGUCCUCCAGGCAGAGUAGGAGAGCCAUUCUGUGAUAGAGAAUGUGCAGCAGGUCACUAUGGAAUUAAUUGUGUAUCAACGUGUCAUUGUGACGGAUCAGUUGCCUGUGAUGUGGUCACUGGAAUGUGCCCUGGUGCACUAUGCAGAGCCGGAUGGGAAGGAUCAUCUUGUGAUCAGGACAUUGACGAAUGUGGAAUGAACCUGGUGACAUGUGCAGAUGGAUCCCAAUGUGUCAACACAAGAGGCGGUUACAGAUGUGACUGUAAGAAAGGAUUCGUCCCGGUUGGAAAAGAAUGCAAGCAAAUCGAUCAAUGCUUAUCACGAUUCUCAGUACCUUGUUCUCGAAACGCUGAAUGCGUUAAAUCAGAAGGCGUUAAUCCAAAAUGUGUGUGCCGAAAAGGAUAUCAUGGGGAUGGAUUCAGAUGUACGACAAGAGAAAAUGUGAAAUCAGCUGGCGGCAAUCGUCUGGUGUCAGAUUUGACACAUCAUUUGAUGGAAGUUGAUGAUCUUCCAGGAGCAAACACAACCGAUUCGUCUGUUCCAUCUUCUUCCGAAAAUCCAUUUGUAAUGAAAAAUUGGGUCCCAGACCGGGUUGGAGAAACAACUCCAUCUCCACAAAGACCUAAAUUCGUCACUGUUCAGACUCCUCCGCUUUUCUAUACAGCACCACCAAUAAAACCAAAAAUGAAUGACAAAGAUAUGGACCUGAUGGAUGGAGAGAAGCCAAGAGCUGAAGAAAGUGGAAGUUUUCCAUGUAAGAAAAAUUUGAUUUCUGUUUUGUAUAUUAUUGGUUCGGCGAUGCUCUUCAUUUGGAUAGUUCUUAUUAUUUUGGUGUGUGGUGUCAUGUAUAUGAAUAAGAGAAGGCGUCGAAAUGUGGAACGACAACAAUAUGCAGCUAUGAGAGGCUGGAAAGGAGGCCAAUUUCAUUCAAGAUCGUCGAGAAUGAUAACAACUUCGAAUCCAAAUGUCAUCUAUGGACAAACUCCAAGGAUAACACCUUACGAAAGUUAUUAA
Molecule: messenger RNA, 3567 nt
Organism: Caenorhabditis briggsae
Lineage: Eukaryota; Metazoa; Nematoda; Chromadorea; Rhabditida; Rhabditidae
Exons: 16
Coding region: 1-3567 (1188 amino acids)
Biological process (GO): cell-matrix adhesion
Molecular function (GO): calcium ion binding
Source: RefSeq, a predicted model, not a curated record